AUGGUUCGCCCCUGCUCUCAUUGGAUUUGGUGUUCGGGGGAUGAGACGCCAAUCAUCGCGAACUCCAACCGCUUAGAGCAACUGACAUAUCCAUUAUUAUCUCAAGAUUUAAUCCCAAGUCUUAUUUUAUUAAUAGGUCGUCGCCGACGGCCAGUCAUAAAUCGUAUACCUAAAAGGCAAGACAACCGGAUAUGUCUUGAUCUUGAUGAGCAAGACGAGUUUCCUCUCCUCCUCGUAACGGCGGCUCUAGAAGGAAAGUUCCGUGUGAACAUACCGUGCUGCAAUCCUAUAAGAGAAAACCACUCAGUAUAUGAAUCGCUAGCACAAGCGGUUGCCGUUAUAUAUUCUCAGCUGCUUUAUCCUUUCGUGGAUAUCUUCUGCUUCUACUUGUACUGUGAAAAUGACAUGGUAGUUGUUGCCACACAUGUGGCUUUGUGGAUCGAAAGCCAGCCUGCGCCGAGAUCUGGGUAUCCUCCCCAACUACUCAUGGUAUUGUCGGGUCACCGCUGGAAGAAAUGGGAUGAUACCUCGGUGAGGCGAAAGUUUCAUACUCUUGUUAAGGAAAAGACCAUCCAACCUCUAGACUCUUUUUUCCCUGAAAUUGUCUUACUUCGAAUACAACAUAGUGGUCCUUUUUCUUUGGUUAGACCUUUCUUGGUGGAACAUCUUCAACAUAUCCGUCAACGACGGGAAGAAGCGCACGCCCUGUUCACGAUACCGCAUCUCAACUCAUUGUUGGAUCGGGCAUUCCGUGACGUUGGAAAAUCCCAAAACUUCUCAUUCGACUGCCUUCGCGCGUCGAGGCAAGACUUUCCAGUUUCUCCCACUAUGGCCACACAUCUAGAAGACUUCGUAAGCCACAUGCCUCUGGCGCGGCAACUUCACGAGUUCGCCGCACCCGUAACCGCAUCAAGUAUCCUCUUAGACCAGUAUCCCCCGGGAAUGCAUUUAUUCAAACCCGAAGAAGUAUACUAUAAGCUUUACAAUGUAGUAUGCCUACAGGUCGGACGGAGUGCGUUUCAACAAGAUCGAGACGACGGGCUCCUGUUACCUAGCGCAUUUUCUGCAUCGGUUUUAGCCAACCUCGAAUCAUUCUUCACAUACCUUGCCGGUGGGAAGCCUGCUUCUUCGAUCCACCGUAUGGUGCUUGCAAGAUAUGCUGAGGAUUGGAACCAUAUCCAAAGCAGCCAGUCUUGCUUCAGCUGUUUCACAUCGAUUCCGCAACACAUUGCCAGAUGCGGGCACGCCUUUUGCGAAAAUUGUAUACAAAUCUUUGGUAAAUCCCUGGAUUCGGACCCUGGAUUAUGGUAUCUUUCAAAAUGCAUACUUUGCCAGUCGCAGGUCGACCUUAUUGUGCGCGUGAGGCCUCUGACGGCAGGUCAUGGAAUCCUCUGCAUUGAUGGAGGAGGUGUUUGCGGGAUCAUUCCAUCUACUGUGCUAGAACUGAUUCAGGAGUCUCUUGGUCUUCCAAUUCCAGUCCAGGAGCACUUCAGCCUAGCAUAUGGUGUGAGCGUUGGGGGGUUACUUGUCCUUGGUUUAUACGAUAAAGGUUGGUCUGCGGCCACUUGCACCUUCAAAUUAGAAACAUUGGCCGGAGAAGCCUUUUACAGCCCUGUCCGCGGGUUCUUUCUAUUUUUCUUAGUGCUUAAAUGGAUUCAUCUUGUUUUUCUGGGUUGCCUAUAUCCUUCAAAGGGGAUAGACGGUGCUUUAGUAAAAGUGUUCGGCAAUAAGAGAAUGGCGAACCCAUCCUACGCCACCCUCACCGGGACAAAGAUUGGUGUGCUUGCCACUACAAAUACUAAAGUACCAGUUACUUAUCUCUUUACAAACUAUAAUGGAAUUGGCGAAGCCAGAGUUGGCUACGUGGUCCAUCAAGGUAGCAAUGACGUUAAGACAUGGGAGGUGGCACGAAGCACUUCCGCCGCUCCGAUGUACUUUUUGCCAAAAUACAUUCCAGGACUCGGGAACCUAUUAGACGGCGGCAUCGUACGGAAUAACCCUACUUUGGUUGGCAUGUCCGAAUUUGGGACGAUGGCGUUGGGCGCAAGGCCUGAUUUCGUGCUUAAUUUAGGUGCCGGGACAUCACUGGAACUCGACCUGGAAGAUGAGAGGCCUCAGAGACCACGGCGAUAUGGCUGGCUAACACGACUUGUCCGAGCCUACCUAUCUCACUUGCAAGGCCAAAGAACCUGGAACGACGUCACUUGCCUCCUAAAGAAGGAGGCUAGGACGAACAGUUACUAUCGACUUAACAUUACUCUCCAUGGAGAAACCAGCCUCGAUGACACUACAGCGAUGCCUCGGCUAAGAUCCCUUGUCCUCCAGGACACCGCAUUACGAGAUACUAUCGACAAGUUUGCCCGGAGGCUCUUUGCUGCUCUGUUUUAUUUUGAGUUAACAGAAGUACCUACACCAUUUGGGUCCUGUUUUAACGUAAAGGGAAAUAUACUAUGUUUGCGAAGGGCAGGAGAUCCAGCACUCACGCUCAUCCUAGAGCGUCUCGAAAACUCGGUCCUGUUGAUUAAUGGGCAAAAGACAAAGUUUAAGCCGGUCAAAGAUGCCAAAGGAAACAUCAAGGUGGCGCUCGUUUUCGUUGGACAUUCAUCCAUCAGCUUAGAGCUCAAGGAGAUGCAAUGGAAUACUGCUUUCCAUCUCAGCGGUUCGCCAUACAUACUGCCGGAACUGGUUUCUCGUAGUGGCUUGGCAGCAUCCUUUGGCACCCGUACUCAUAAAAGGAAAGCUGAAUCUGAUUUGCUAGAACGGCAAUCGCAGCGGAGAAAGCUUUCUUAUUAA
Messenger RNA from Daldinia loculata, 2793 nucleotides. Its product is annotated as acyl transferase/acyl hydrolase/lysophospholipase. Gene Ontology annotation, biological process: arachidonate metabolic process. The record is from RefSeq and is a predicted model, not a curated record. Gene Ontology annotation, cellular component: membrane. The coding region runs from base 1 to 2793 and encodes 930 amino acids. NCBI's taxonomy places the organism in Eukaryota, Fungi, Ascomycota, Sordariomycetes, Xylariales, Hypoxylaceae. The transcript has 5 exons.